ACUAGGCGACAGAGCCGGAAGGUUUAUAAAGAAAUGAAAAUGAACUUUAAAGACUUUACUAAACAUUUCGUAUUCUAACAAAUGAUGUAGAAUUACCGACGAGCUGGUGAAGUUUUUUUUAUUAUUUUAGGAUUGAUAACUCUCUUGGUAUGGCUUUUGAGUUAUAAAGAUGGUUCGCAAACUCAAAGUACAGGUCUUUCUUUGGACUUUUGGACUCUACCUACAAGUUAUAAAUGGUCUUACAAUCUUAAAGGAAGAAACACUUAAAGGUUUGAUUGUCAUCGAAGAGACCCCAAUAGGAACUGUCAUCGCCAACGUCACCACCGACUCUACGGGGUUGUCAUUCUCGCUUUCUGGUGGUGCUGAUGUAUUUGGUAUUAAUAAUGUGACUGGGUCGAUCUUUGUGAAAAGCAGACUCGAUAGGGAGAUCAUUGGAGGGAAAGUUGACGUAACAAUAGAAGCUACCAAAACGAUGCCAUGUACACCUGAAACCUGCGCCAAUGUCAAAGCUUGGUUCAUCAUUAGUGACAUAAACGAUAAUACACCGCAGUUCUCAAGUCUACAUUACUCCGUGAACAUCAGCGAGAAAUCUACAUCGGGACUCUCAGUUUUAACUAUGAGCGCAACAGAUAUGGAUGCAGAAGAAAUCAAUCAACGUGUAAAUUAUGCAAUAGUCAGCGGAAAUGAGGAUGGCAUUUUCGAUAUCGACUUUAAUAAAGGCGUAAUACGUCUUGCACGUGAACUAGACUUUGAGCAGAUGACACAGUACAAGUUGAACAUUAGUGCAUCAAAUCCUCUUACGAACGAUACGGUGAUACCGAAGAAUGGAUUAUCGAAUUGGACGAUGGUGACGGUGAAUGUACUGGAUGCUGAUGACCUACCAGUCAGAUUCAACAAUUACUCAUACAGCGCAAGCAUCCCCGAGAAUGCAGCCAUGGGCUCUGUGGUGAUGCAAGUGCAUGCGAAAGACUUGGACAAGUCAAUCAACGCUCCCGUAACAUAUGCCAUUGACAAGGAAACAAACCCAUUGCGAAUGUUCAAUAUCGCCAACAUCACGGGAGAGAUAACACUCAAUGGUUCGCUGGACAGGGAAACAAUUGCUGAGUACAGACUACGAAUACUUGCAUAUUGCACGAUUUAUCAAGAUCACACGGAAGUUCUCAUUACCGUGACAGAUGUCAAUGAUAACAUCCCUUUAUUCACACUGCCCUCGUACAACACAACUGUUAACGAGAAUGCAGCUAUUGGCACAUAUGUCAUUCAAGUCCAAGCAGAGGAUAUUGAUCAGGGAGUGAAUGCUAGCUUCAUUUACGAAAUUGCUUAUGCCAGCCAUGAGUUUGUCAUUGGCGAACAUUCAGGAAUCAUCAUAGUAAAUGGAACCCUUGAUCGUGAAAAGAAAGACUUCUACAGUAUAACCGUGAUUGCAAGAGAAACAGAAACAAGUGGUGGUUUCCAUAGCAAUGUCACCAUAACGGUCAUGCUUAGAGAUGAGAACGACAACUCUCCGAUCUUUUCUCGUGCGCUGUAUUCUUCUCCCAUUUACGAGAACGAACCACCAGGAACUUUCGUAAUACAGGUAUCGGCAAAUGACUCCGAUAUAGGGUCUAACGCCAUGGUAUCAUACGCCGUUCUUGCCGAUGCCGAAGGUCAUUAUCAAUAUUUCAAAAUAAACGCUAAAAACGGUACAAUCACUACCUCAAGAAGACUGGAUCGAGAGAAUAUCACGACCUUCAGACUCAGGGUGACUGCGAGUGAUGGUGCACCCUUAUCGACUAUAAGGGUCUCUGUUGUGGAUGUCGUGGUUACUGUGCUCGAUAUCAAUGACAACAGCCCAGAAUUUGUCCGACCAUCGUACAACUUCAGCGUUAUCGAGACGGCACUACCAGGGGCUCUAUUGGGCAUAAUUAGUGCCGUCGAUCGAGACAAAGACUUGAAUGGUAAUAUUGUUUACAUCAUAACAGAAGGGAAUGUUGAGGGGUCUUUUAUUAUCGAUGCAAGAAGCGGUCUUCUUCAACUCAACCACACACUUGACCGAGAAGUGGUAUCCAAGCACUCUUUACGCGUAACAGCUUCAGACCGAGGUGGCGAGUUUAUGGCAGAUGGCAGCUCAUUGAACACAACAAUCAAUGUAACAGUCAAUGUCUUGGACUCUAAUGAUAACAUACCAGUUUGUAACAAGGUUUACUAUACCAUCAGUAUACCCGAGAACACCUCAGUCGGUCAAAGCUUGAUUCACCUAAAUUGCACUGAUCAAGAUAGUGGAGAAAAUGCACAUCUUCUGUACCACAUGGUCAGCGGCCACAGCAAGUUUGUUGUAGACAACGUAACCGGUAUAAUGUCCCUGAACAAACUGUUAGACUUUGAGGAGAAGCCCACAGUAUUUACCGUCGCAAUAGAAGUCAUAGACCAUGGGCGGCCGCCAUUGUCUCUGGUUGUAUUUGUGAACGUCACAGUUGAUAACGUCAAUGAUAACUACCCUAGCUUUGGCCAAGACAACUACACGUUCUGGAUCAGUGAGGGAGACUUUGCAGUUGACCAUGCGAUUGUAGGUGUAGUAUCUGCCCAUGAUCUAGAUGCAGACUCUAGUAACUGCCCCUUGUGUGGCAAACUGCAGUACACGCUUGGAAACUCGACAGGUCCGUUUGCCAUAGAUAAAGACACGGGUGUUUUGCGCGCUGUUGGAUCUCUGGACAGAGAAGGUAUCAAAAACUAUACCUUCAGCGUCAUUGCACAGGACUCAAUACCUAACAGACCUCUAGUGAAUGUCACCAUGGUGACUGUCAAUCUUCUUGACGUGAAUGAUAACGACCCGGUGUUUGAUCGAGAUGUGUACACUGCCAAUGUGUCUGAAGAUGCUUCGCCUGGUCUCACAGUACUGAAGAUAAGGGCAGUGGAUAAUGACUUGGCUUCGAAUGCAAAUGUUUCUUAUUCCAUUGUGAGCGGGAACACAGGCGCGGCCUUCCAUGUGGAUAACGUGACUGGGGAGAUCAAAUUGGUAUCAAAGCUGGAGCGUGAGAAAAUUACAAGUUACACCCUGACCGUGGGCUCAGCAGACGGAGGCGCGGUCCCAAGGCGAAGUACUGCUCUUGUGAUUAUAUAUGUUAUGGACGUCAAUGACAAUAGCCCCGUCUGCUUACACGACACGCAAACUGUCCGUCUUCUGGAAAACCUUCCGGCUGGACAUUUUGUGGUGAAGGUCGUCACCACUGAUCCAGACGAAGUCCAUAACGGUCGAGUUGAGUACAACUUGACCAGUGACGCCUUCAGGGUGGAUCCGUACACCGGCAUCAUCACCACGACUCGAGCCCUCGACAGGGAAUCCAUUCCUGCCUACAACCUCAUGGUCACAGCAAGAAAUAGCAACUCAUCCGACAUGGAAGUCAACUGUUCUGUGCACGUUAUAGUCAUGGAUACAAACGACCACACCCCAUCGUUCACAAUGGCAAGUUAUAAUAUAUCUACACCCGAGACAACCCCUGUUGGGAGCACAUUGUUUCGUGUUCGCGCCGUAGACGGGGAUGACGGUAUCAAUGCUGAAGUGCGAUACACUCUUAUGGGGGAAGAAAGUCUAUUCAGAAUUAACUAUACAACAGGGAUUGUCACUUUGGUAUCAUCGCUGGAUAGAGAAAACAAAGCGCAGUAUCAACUAGAAGUCGAAGCACGAGAUCGUGGAAUCCCUGAAUCGAACGCCAAUUCGACAACGAUUCUCAUCCGUGUGGGAGAUGUCAAUGAUAACCGUCCGACCUUCACGCAUGCGCAUUAUGAUGGGAAUGUCUUAGAGGGCCAGGUUGGAGCGGUAGCUGCGAUAGUGGUUGCGUUGGAUAAAGAUGAGGGAAUCAAUGCCGAUAUUGUUUACUCUAUAAUAGGAGGGAACACUGAUAACUCCUUCGCCGUAAACAACAAGAGUGGCUCUAUCUACACCCUCCUCCCCCUCGACAGAGAGACAACAGACAGAUAUAUUCUUACAGUGCUUGCAUCAGACAGGGGGGAGCCGGCCAUGAACAGCUCUACAAACGUAACAAUCCAUGUCAAUGAUGUCAAUGACAACAAACCAAACAUCACCAAUAACCCAGGAGUCGUAGUCACUAGAGAAAACACCCCACCGGGAUCACUGGUGUACAUUCUGAGUGCGUCAGACUUGGACGAGGGUUCCAAUGCACGUGUGACAUUCUCAGGGUAUGCUGUGCCCGAUGGGAAGUUCUCAAUAAAGCCCAAUGGGGAGAUUAUGGUCAGAGAUAGUUUGGACCGAGAAGCUCAGAACAGGUUUGUAUUCUACGCCAUGGCAACCGACUCAGGACAGCCGCCUUUCAACAGCAGUAUGGUCUCAUUCGACAUCCUAAUCGCAGACGAGAACGAUAAUAACCCUGUAUUUGACCCCGUGCACUACUCGGUGAAUAUAAGCGAGAAUGGCCCUUCAGAAGAAGUAAUCGUUCAGGUUAAUGCUAGUGAACGAGACGAAGGAAAGCUUCUAUUCAAAAUAUCGUCAGGAGAUCCUGGAGGCUAUUUUACUAUACAUAACGUUACGGGUGUGAUCAGCACAAGAAAGCCCCUGGACCGUGAGAUGGUCUCCCGAUUCGAUCUCACCAUCACAGCUGAGGACGAGGGUCGGCCAUCCCGGAUGGCUCUCGGCUACGUAACAAUAUUUGUCAACGACGAAAACGACUUUGCUCCCGUUAUCGAACAAUGUGAGCAACUUGUCAGCGUCAGCGAGAAUGCACAUAUUGGGUCAGCGGUCGCAUCAAUCAAUGCUGUUGAUAAGGACGACCCUAGCAACACAAAGAUUACCUAUAGUGUUGGGAAUAGCGCAUUUAAUAUCACGACGCAACGGCUGCCUUUUUCAAGCGGCUCGCGAUAUAGAGGGAUUAUUAUCACUGCUGGUCUCUUGGACCGAGAGAGGCAAGACAACUACAACAUUACGGUGACGGCAUCGGAUGGUAACCAUAUUGCAACAUGCAACAUAAUCGUCAGGAUAACCGAUGUCAAUGAUAAUAGCCCAGUGUUCAACCAAACCACAAUGAACAUCUCCUUACAUGAGAAUGUUUCAGGAGGGACCAAAGUCCUCGAGGUCCAAGCCUAUGACCCUGAUGAGGGACCUAACGCCCGUAUCACAUACUCGCUGAAAGGAGGAAAUGGUAAGUUCUUCAUAUCUGCUCAGUCUGGGAACAUCUACACGACUCCAGAGAACCUUGAUCGAGAGACGAAAGACUUCUUCAAUUUGACAGUGACGGCCAUGGACGAGGGUGGAAGAACGGGCGAGCUUACUAUCUUGGUGUUUUUACUGGAUAUGAACGAUAACAGACCUCGUUUCACCCAAUCCGUGUAUUACGUCAAUAUCACCGAAACAACGGGUCACGUGAUGGCUGGGGUCAGUGCUACUGACCAAGACCUAGGGUCGAAUGCCGUGAUCAGCUACCGGAUUCUUGGCGGAAACAUAGAUGAUGUAUUUAACAUUGAUAACGCCACGGGUGCAUUGACAUGGUCUAAUCUAUUUGACCGAGAGAGACCUCUGCUAAAAAUAGACAAUAACGGAAAAGCUGUAUACUCACUUCUGGUAGAAGCCGCUGACCAUGGAAAUCCUACAAUGACGUCAUCAGCGACGGUCCACGUUCUGGUUGAUGACAUCAAUGAUAACUCUCCGAUAUUUAGCGAAACCGUGUACUCAUUUACCGUCAAAGAAGACGCGCAACUCGCGCAUACUGUUGGUAAGGUGACCGCUGAAGAUAAGGACUGGGGCAUCAACGCGCGGCUCUCCUAUUCUAUCAACCAUGCUGGCCAUUCGCUGCCGUUUAGAAUUGACGGAAAUACAGGAAUCAUCAUUGUCAACCAGUCCUUGGAUCAUGAGACGGCUUCAUAUUACAAUAUAUCCGUCAAGGCAACUGAUAAUGGAGUGCCUGCCCUUUCCAAUACAACCCUUGUUGUAAUAACAAUCAUCGACGUCAAUGACAACGCGCCAGAGUUCAGUCAAUUAGCUUACCCUGUGAACGUGUCGGAAAGGACGCCUGGAGGCCAAGGGAUACUGCAGGUGACUGCCACAGAUGCAGACAGUGACGAAAAUGCGAAGAUUCAGUACUCGAUUGUCAGCGGUGAUGAAGGAAAAUUUGUCGUUCAAGAGUCAACUGGCGUCAUCAGACUGGUUGGUAACCUUGACUACGAGGCUGUGAUGUCAUACAAAAUUAAUGUUUCCGCCAGAGACUAUGGCAGACCUAGACUAGAGGCGUUUGUUGCUGUACAUGUGCAUGUAACGGAUGCCAAUGAUCAACCCCCAGUGUUCACGUCCUUGGUAUACGAGGCAAAUGUCACAGAGAAUGAAAGAGUGGGUACCAUGGUAACAAAAGUGGAGGCUAAGGACCCAGAUGUCAUGAUUAAUUCCAAGAUGACUUACUCUUUGCAUGGUGAUAUGGGAUAUUUCUCCAUCGAUGGCAUAAGCGGUGAAAUAAAAACGGCGGAAAAACUCGACCGUGAGGCUAAAGAGAUCUACAGGUUUUACGUGAACGCUACGGAUGAUGGGGACGCUCGUCUCUCUUCGCAAGCUGAGGUUGUUGUCAAUGUGCUCGAUGUUAAUGACAACCCACCAGUCUUCCCCUCGGACAGCAUCCAGUUGGCGAUACAUGAGGAUACUGCAGUAGGGUCUGUGAUCGGACAACUGCAAGCUUCGGACAAGGAUAAGGAGGAAAAUGCGAAGCUGGAAUACAAAAUUACACAAAACAACACAGAUAUUUUUGCUGUCGAAGCUAUGUCAGGAACUUUGACAUUGGUGAAGCCAGCUAAAGAUGCAGUCAAUCAGAACAUCUCUUUUGUGGUCACGUGUAAGGAUCAUGGUCGGGCACAGCACACAGCGAGUUUGCGGGUGUCUGUCUUUGUGUUCCCUGUCAAUCAAAAUGCUCCAAAGAUCUACCCAAGACACAUGGUCGUCAGUGUUUACGAAAAUGCAAGCAAAGGGGACAUGGUCGCCUCUAUCAACGCUACCGAUGCGGACAGUCAUGACCAGCUCCUAUAUACUAUUCUCGCGGGGGGUGAUGGGAGAUUUCAGCUGAACAGUUCGACAGGGGUGCUAAGUGUUGUGGAACAACUUGAUCGUGAGUCUACCGCUCAAUAUAAGCUAUUUGUGCUUGUGCAAGACAGGCAGUCCCUCCCAUACUCCGACUACGGCGAAGUGGAUAUCACAGUAAUAGACGUUAAUGACAAUCAGCCGCAACUUUCAAAGCUUACUGCUCUCCAUGUCGCUGAAAAUACACCUGUUGGCACAAGCGUCGGUCAGAUUUCCGCCACGGAUGGAGACGAGGGCGUUAAUGCCGAAGUGUUUUAUUACAUAUCAGGAAAUGCAUCAAGCUUUUUUAGGGUCGACAACAGGAGUGGAGCCAUCUAUACACUAAAAACCUUUGACCGAGAACAGGAGUCUUCCUAUAACCUGACCAUAAUCGCAGAGAACACUCUAGCACGUCCACGCUUGCGCAGUAAGCGCAUGUAUCACGUGGUAGUGGACGAUGUAAAUGACUUCCCGCCCUCCUUUAGUCGUCGAACGUACUACGCACAUGUUACGGAGGGGACCCCUGUAGGGACUCUAGUUAUCAAUCUGAACGCAUCUGACCCUGAUACGGAUUCCGGCAAGUCCCAUCUUGUGUAUCGGAUAAUCCACGAAAAGAGCAGUCUUGAGUCGUAUCGGUUUCUGAUGGACCCCGAGAGCGGAGAUAUAACUACCCAAUCUGAAAUCGACAGAGAGCGCAUUGCUAGUUAUAACCUAACAGUUGAAGUGCGGGACCUUUAUUGGCCAAAUCGGAACCGAAGCCAGGCUGUUCUCACUGUUUUUGUGGAUGAUGUUAACGACAACGCCCCAAGAUUUCCACAAAUCAACUACACGUUCUCAGCAAGUGAAUCUUCAGCUAUAGGUGAUGUCAUUGCCCGUGUCCACGCCGAGGAUAAAGACGAGGGAUCCAACGCUGUCAUAACCUAUCAGAUUACCCUUGGAAACGAAGAUGGCAAUUUUCUUCUUCAUCCUAUGACGGGUGACCUCACCAUUGCCAAGCCCCUGGACUUUGAGUACAAGUCCGUGUACACUCUCACCGUGAGAUCCUUCAAUAUAGACCCGUCGAGUCCGCUAGCAAGAGCCAGACGACAGGUGUUGACAUCGAAAUCUGAUGAGGCGAUUGUGACCGUUAAAGUAAAUGACGCGAAUGAUAAUCAGCCAGUGUUUAUAAAAGAUGUGUUCGUAGGAGGAUUUGUCUACAAAGAUUACACUGGAGGAGCCAUCUUGGCGGUAAAGGCCAUAGAUAAAGACAGCUUUGCAAGCGGGCCUGUCAUCUACCGUGAAACUAACCAAAGCCCAUCUCGCGCAUUGCUAUUAAACCCGCGAACAGGGCAUGUCUCUUUGAACCUGGCAAGCAUCCAUGUGAACGAGGCUACGAAGCGCUAUACUCUUGAAGUCAUGGCAAGUGAUAAUGAGGGGAAGUUUCCUUACAACAACUCCACUAAGACCGCGAAUGUUGUGAUACUGCAGUUUACCGAAGAUGACAAUGUUAGAGUAAUAGCUGGUGUGCCCCCUGAGUUUAUAAUGGAAAAGAAAAAUGAGUUAGAACGCAUUCUUGGAAAUAUAACAGGAGGAACAGUUAUUAUAAGCAACAUUACCUCACCUGCAAGCGACCCACGAUCAUCCGUUAUCGUCAUGAAGGUCGUCACGAAUGGAACGUUAUCUCUCCUGAACCAGGACGAUAUCGCUCGUAUCUUCAAGGAGAAGAAGGGCUUGAUAGAUGAUCAGUAUUCCAAGUGGCAUCUGAGUACGCCGAAAAGACAAGGAGCUAGCGAGGGGCAAGAGGUUGAGCCGUCCAUGAUUGCCAUCAUGGUGAUAGCCGUGCUGAUAGGGAUAGGCGGGAUAAUCUGCAUUUGUUUCAUGUGCUGUGCAAAAUAUAGGAGGGAUGGCAAGUCCUUUGAACCAGACGGUCAGUUGACCACCGAGUUUUCAGGUUCCAGUAACGGCGUCGCCUGGUAUUCUAUUAACAUCCCUGCUAUAGGAGCAUAUAUUGAGUCCCAUGCAUCGUCACGAACACAGACAAAGUAUGAUGUGAACUCAGAAGGGAAAUCGCCAAAACAAAUGAAGACGGCCAAUGGGAAUGUGAUGCAAAGAAUUGAUGGCAGUGUAACACAUAUCAAAACCACACCAGUAACACAACCAGCGACUGCUGAGGGAUCAACAACCAAAACUGCUAAUGAAUUGCAGGAUAUGACACUUGCCAUCUCGAGCACUCCACAGACCCUGUCUCCUGUCAGCGUUCCUACUCCCGCCACAAGGUCCGUGCUGAAGCGGUCGCCAGGCAAGACGAGAGCUAACAUUCGAGGAAGCCCAAGAUACCACGAUCACUCCCACCAGCGGGGCUCUCCAAAGGUAAGGUUUGACCUGAAGGAGAAUUUAGAUCUCGAUCCGCGCGAUGAGAAAGCCGGAAUGAAAGUCGUGAAAAGGGAAAUGCACAUUCCUAAAUUUUUAUCAACAUCGGAAGCCAUGUGGGAUGAAGUCGGUACUUCCUCGGGCGUGAAUAGCAAUUCUCCCGGGAAUUACUCGAUGUCGCGACAGUUGAGUAUUUCAGAUAACUUAUCGAAAUCAUCUUCGUCCCUGCACCUCAUCGGUCGGGACAGCUCUGAAAGCUCGGACGACGGUUGGUCUUCUGCACCAGUUCAUCUUUGUAACUCGGCAAACACUACAGCGUCAGCUUCUUUGGUGGCGUUCAAGACAAAAACCUCCUGCGCUCCUCCGGCGCCGCCUCGGAGGAUCGGAAGGCGACCCGGAAGGUCUCGUAUGCUCGAACCGCUGGUCGAAGAGUGUGAGUCUGAUUAUGACUCGGAUUCUAAUGAAAGUGAUAUCCUGGGGGGUGAGGUGUGGCAUUUAGGGGGUCUCAGUGAUGACGAAUCAACAUAUCCCCCCUCUGAUGAUGACAACACUACCGUGUACGUCGUUACCCCUGAUGUUGAGGAGAAUCCUGUAGGUGCUUACAAAAGCGAUGAUACUGACAAUGACUUUCCGAGCAACGCAACCCAGAUUAUGUAUAUUUAAAACUUUUAUCGAUGCACUAAAAUAAUAACUCUCGCAAUUAUCUCGCAAUAAUCACACAAUCGCAAGAAAAUAAGAAAAUUUUGCAAUUUAAAAUUGUGUACAUUAUUUGUUUGAAUAUGUAUGCAUAAUUGUAUACCUGAACGCUUUUAGUGAAAAUCGGGAUAUUACUAUAUUCUUCAUUUGCUUCCGACUAACCCAACCAUAACUUAGCUGUAAACUAUGCAGUUUACCUAAAGCACAAAACAAACUUUUUGCUUAAAAACACUUUAUUAAAAUAUCUUUAUAAAUGAUAAUGUGUGUGUUAAAAAUUGCUUUCUCUCUAGCUGUGCAUUAUUCCUACACACUAUAAAACAAUAUUGUGAUUGAAAAGAAUAACAAAAUAAUAAAAUCUCGUGAGCACAA
Messenger RNA from Nematostella vectensis (starlet sea anemone), 10441 nucleotides. Its product is annotated as cadherin-23. Bases 170 to 10039 code for a protein of 3289 amino acids. Gene Ontology annotation, cellular component: plasma membrane; catenin complex. The record is from RefSeq and is a predicted model, not a curated record. NCBI's taxonomy places the organism in Eukaryota, Metazoa, Cnidaria, Anthozoa, Actiniaria, Edwardsiidae. Gene Ontology annotation, biological process: homophilic cell-cell adhesion. Gene Ontology annotation, molecular function: cadherin binding; calcium ion binding. The transcript is spliced from 67 exons.